This is a messenger RNA of Paramuricea clavata, 354 nucleotides long. The record is from the annotation of a GenBank genome assembly. Lineage: Eukaryota; Metazoa; Cnidaria; Anthozoa; Malacalcyonacea; Plexauridae.
AUGGAUUCUGAACCAAAAUGUAGAUUCAAUUUUCCAAUGGAUACAUGCUCUAAGACAAGGUUAGACUUUGAAGAAAUCCAUACUAAAGGUAAUGAGCCACAAUAUAAGGCAAGAAUUGUCACCAGAAGAAAUGAUUCUCAGCUGAAUAACAACCAGCAGCUCCAACUACAAGGUUGGAGGGCCAAGUGUGACAUACAAGUGGUUAUCGAUCAUUAUGCUUGUGUCAAGUACCUCACUAAGUAUGCUUCUAAGGGUGAACCCAGGACACCUAUGCUUAAAGCAGCAUUCAACAGAAUCAUGAAUAAUGCUCCAAGCAAUGAUAAUCCUCACAAAGCUAUUAAAAAGUUGUUAUGA